This is a messenger RNA of Thlaspi arvense, 1864 nucleotides long. Lineage: Eukaryota; Viridiplantae; Streptophyta; Magnoliopsida; Brassicales; Brassicaceae. The record is from the annotation of a GenBank genome assembly.
CGAAAUUAACGUUUGAUUUUUCACGGUUCUUUCAUCUGCCUAUAUAAACCUUGCCAUAUCCCAUUGUUUCAAUCACAAACCCAAUUCCCAUUACAUUUAUUUCAUUUAAUUUAAGUUUUUCUUAGAGACAAAUAAAAAGAUCUCUAGCUUUAUUCCGUACAAGAUCAUAAGUUGCAAAAACAAAAUGAUGCAAGGAAAGAAGAUUUACGCAGCUAAGACUUCGUUUGGCCGAUCCGAUUUUCCCAGAGGAUUUUUGUUUGGAACUGCAUCAUCAGCUUACCAAUACGAAGGAGCCGUGAACGAUGCCACUCGAGGGCUAAGUGUUUGGGAUACUUUUGUCCGCAAACAUCCAGAACGGAAUUGUUACUCUGAUGCGGACCAAGCUGUUGAGUUUUAUCACAAUUACAAGGAAGAUAUUCAAAGAAUGAAAGAUAUCAAUAUGGAUUCAUUCAGAUUCUCAAUCUCAUGGCCACGGAUUCUUCCUCAUGGAAAGAAAAGCAAAGGAGUUAACAAGGAGGGAAUCAAAUUCUACAACGACCUUAUCGACGAACUCCUAGCCAACGGAAUCACACCUCUCGCAACUUUGUUCCACUGGGAUACUCCACAAGCCUUAGAAGAUGAAUACAAUGGGUUUCUUAGCGAAAAAGCUGUUGAUGAUUUCCGCGAAUUCGCUACCAUAUGUUUUGAGGAAUUUGGUGACCGUGUGAAGUAUUGGGUUACGUUAAAUGAGCCGUGGGUUUACAGUAUUGGCGGUUAUGAUACCGGAAGGAAAGCUCCCGGUCGUGCCUCUAAAUACAUGAACGAAGCAGCUUUGGCCGGUGAAUCUGGCCUCGAGGUUUAUACUGUUAGUCACAAUCUACUCUUGGCUCACGCUGAAGCUGUUGAAGUCUUCAGGAAAAACCCUAAGUGUAAAGGUGGUAAAAUCGGUAUUGCACAUUGUCCGGUCUGGUUUGAACCUUACGACUCGAACUGUCCUGAUGAUCAAGAAGCGGUUGAGCGUGCCAUGGAAUUUAUAUUACCGUCGUUUACUGCAGCUCAAUCUAAGAAGUUAAAAGGAUCUUUUGACUUCGUAGGAGUGAAUUAUUACAGUGCCUUCUACGUUAAAAACGUUGUUGACGUGGAUCCUACUAUUCCCAAUUGGAGAUCCGACGCACGCAUCGAAUGGAAAAAACAAAACAAAGCAGGACAAACUUUGGGUCCUAGAGGUGGUUCAGAGUGGGACUUUUUAUACCCACAAGGAUUAAGAAAGUUUCUAAACCACGCCAAAAACAAAUACGGAAACCCUAAAUUUAUGAUAACUGAAAAUGGACAUUGCGAUAUAGACUAUGAAAAAAAAGCAAAACUCUCGAAUCUGAUGGAUCUUCAAAGGACAGAGUACCACAAAAAACAUCUCCAAAGCAUCCACCAAGCUAUCAAGGAGGAUGAUGUUCAAGUAGAAGGAUACUAUGCAUGGUCAUUGCUGGACAAUUGCGAAUGGAACGCUGGUUAUGGAGUUCGUUACGGAUUAUUCUAUGUAGACUACAACAACGGUCUAAAACGUUAUCCAAAAAUGUCGGCAAUGUGGUUCAAAGAGUUUUUGAAGAAAGAAGAUAUCGAAGAUUCAGAGAAAGAAGGAUUGUUGAAUUCUGUUGUUCACAAAAAGAGGAAGAGAUUCUUAACGUCUUCUGGUUCGCUUUCCUGUUUUAUACCUAAGAUGUCUGAAUCCUCCAAGGCACUUGAACUCUUUUUCUAAGAUCAUUUUUUGUAAAAAGUUUCGAAACAAAUUAUCAUCAUUAUUAAUAUAUACAUAUAAUUUCACAAAACUUAGUAAAUAAAUAUACACAUUUUAAAAUGACGUAUAAACGGUGCUUACAGACUGCAUACG